AUGUUUGCCUACUAUGCUCGCAUGAUGGGGGCUGAGGUAUCUGGUGACCUCUGGUACUUUGGAAAUGCUCUCUAUGAGUACAGCAAACUGCAUUUCGAAGGCAGCGUGAUUGUGGACAGUUCCCAUGUUAGUGGACACUACAUUGAUAGCAAUGGGCUUGCCAUUGAUGACACCUAUGUGUCUGGAUUGUUGCAUCCAGGAUGCUAUGCCUCAGCUGGAGCAGAAGUGUUUGGUCCAGAAAAUGGUCCAUGGAAAGUCUUUCUUAGAAGAGAAGAUGUGGGCACCAAGGUCACUGCUGCACUAGCCUAA
Messenger RNA from Seminavis robusta, 309 nucleotides. Lineage: Eukaryota; Bacillariophyta; Bacillariophyceae; Naviculales; Naviculaceae. The record is from the annotation of a GenBank genome assembly.